AUGCUGGGUGAACUGCUGUCUUAUGCUGACCUUCGUAUUAGNUGCUUCGCCAGCGCCAUCAUCGCCGUCUUCCUCGGUAACUACCUCGGGCGUAGACAAAUGAUCAUGCUUGGCUUGAUCCUCAUGGCAAUUGGCAAGGUGAUUCAAGCCUCAUCCUACUCAUAUGGCCAAUUGGUUGCUGGAAGGUUCAUUGCUGGUUUCGGCAAUGGCUUCAACACUGCUGCCGUGCCAGCCUGGCAAGCAGAAUCGACUCGUGCACAUCGUCGCGGCACCAUGCUCAUGGUCUCAUCUGGAGCUUGUAUUGCCUUUGGUGUUGCUGUGGCCUAUUGGGUCGACUUUGCCUUUGCAUGGCUUGCUCCAAGCUCGGCCUCGUGGAGAGUAGCCACUGCAUUCCAGGUUGUACCCGCAAUGCUGGCAUUCAUGCUCAUCAUCUUUCUUCCUGAAUCUCCUCGAUGGCUCAUCCUUACUGGCAGAGAAGAGGGAGCCUUGACCGUUUUGUCGGCACUUUCGGACGCAGCUCCAGAUGAUGAUGAAGUUCGCCAGGAGUUCCUCCAAAUCAAGGAUGCAAUCCUUGAGAUGGCCCGUGGUGGCUUCUCGUCUGCCUUCUCAAUGAAUGAGUAUAGGUAUUUGCAUCGCACCAUACUUGCAUUCAUGCUGCAGGUCAUGCAACAGUGGACGGGCAUCAACCUCUUCACUCAAUAUCUCGCUCUCAUUUUCAACACACAAACAGAUUACAAGCCAUGGGUGGCGAGGCUGCUCGCAGGUUGUAGUGCAACCGAAUUGUUCCUGGCUUCUUUCGUCACCGUCAUUGGCAUCGACCGAUUCUGGGGCAGACGUGCUCUGUCUAUGUUCGGUGCUGUUGGCAUGUCAGUCUCGCUCAUCAUUCUCACAAUCAUGAGCUACCUCGACUCAAGCUCCGCCCACAUUGUCAUGGUCGUCUUCAUCUUCGUCUACAACACCUUCUUUGCCAUCGGAUGGCAAGGCAUGUCAUGGCUAUGGGCCGUCGAGUUGACACCUCUGGCUAUCAGAGGGCCUGCCAAUGCCGUGUCGACUGCUGGCAACUGGCUUAGCAACUUCGUUGUCGUGCUCAUCGCACCCAUCGCCUUCCAUCACAUUGGUUACCGAACGUACAUCAUCUUCGCAGUGAUCAACGCUGUUCUCGUACCAGUCAUAUAUUUCUUUUAUCCCGAGACUGGAUGCCGUUGUCUCGAAGAGGUUGAUGUCUUGUUUCAUCAAGCAUCUCAGACCUCGAGUCCUUGGACCAGUGUGGUCAAAGUUGCUAACAAGGAACCUCUCUGGUAUGGCAAAGGUGGAGAGAACACCUUCUCAUAUGAGCAAAGUGACUGGCACCAGCAUCUUGCCGAGACCCAAAGAAGCUCUGGUGAACAAGGAGCCUCUUCAUCCAAUGGCAGUCCGCCUGGUAUGGAAGAGAAGCAGGAAGUAUAG
Molecule: messenger RNA, 1446 nt
Organism: Aureobasidium vineae
Lineage: Eukaryota; Fungi; Ascomycota; Dothideomycetes; Dothideales; Saccotheciaceae
Source: the annotation of a GenBank genome assembly